Solenopsis invicta (red fire ant) is the source of this 1842-nucleotide messenger RNA. RefSeq lists its product as uncharacterized. Gene Ontology annotation, molecular function: nucleic acid binding. NCBI's taxonomy places the organism in Eukaryota, Metazoa, Arthropoda, Insecta, Hymenoptera, Formicidae. The record is from RefSeq and is a predicted model, not a curated record. The coding region runs from base 1 to 1842 and encodes 613 amino acids. The transcript has a single exon. Gene Ontology annotation, biological process: DNA integration.
AUGGAGUGCUCGGGAGUUAAAAUAACAUUAUGGUCGGACUCCACCAUCGCGUUGCAGUGGAUUCUCUCUGAGUCCCGGAGGUGGGCCGCGUUUGUGGCGAAUCGGGUGGGAGAAAUCCAGCGUGCAACAGAGAACGCGGAGUGGCGGCACGUGCCGUCCGCGGAGAAUCCGGCCGACGUGUUGUCGCGCGGUGCUGAUUUGGCAGCAUUAGCUGUCUCCAGCACGUGGUGGAACGGUCCAUCGUUCCUGCAGCUUAACGAGGGGCAGUGGCCGACAAGAGAAAUCGAGCUGUCGGAUGAAUUGCCGGAGCGGAAAAGAGUGAUCACCGCCGUCGCGGCCGAGGGUCGCUCGGUUGUGUCGAUGCUAUUAGAAAAACACUCAAGUUUGGAAAAAAUACAGCGGAUAAUUGCCUACUGCUUGAGAACUGCGCGUUCGCGACGGACCGAGACGAGAGAACUUUGCAUUUCUCAUUGGAAAAUGACCGCGGCAAUGCGAGCCUUGAUACGUUCUGUGCAGCGCGAGUCGUUCCCGAGGGAGUAUCGGCGUUUGAGCGAGGGCCGACCAAUCGACGGCGGGAGACGUAUUUUAUCAUUGACACCGUUUAUCGAUGAGCAUGGAGUUAUUCGCGUGGGGGGACGGAUAGGCAGAGCGGCGUUGCCGCCGGACGCGUUGCACCCUAUGCUGUUGCCGAAAAGUCACACUCUCACGAUCCUCAAUUUUCGCAAGGAACACAUAAGAAAUUUACACGCGGGACUGCAGGCCACGACGUGCGCUGUGCGUCAGCGCUAUUGGUCCUUAGCUGCGCGCUCGACGGUCCACAAGGUGAUACACAAAUGCGUAGCGUGUGUCAGAUGUAAGCCGGUGGCAUCACAGGCGAUAAUGGCGGAAUUGCCCGGUCCACGCGUGACGGUCUCGCGACCAUUUACACAUACGGGGUUGGAUUAUGCCGGCCCGAUUUUGAUAAAAGAAUCGAAGAGGCGUAACGCUAAGAUGCUCAAGGCAUACAUCGCCGUAUUCAUAUGUUUCGCAACGAAGGCCGUACAUUUAGAAAUUGUAAGCGAUUUUACAUCGGAGGCAUUUUUAGGGGCGUUCAAGCGCUUCAUGUCGCGCCGCGGUAGGCCCGCACGCGUAUACUCUGACAACGGCACUACAUUCGUCGGUGCCAACAGACAAAUAAAGGAAAUGUACGAGCUUGUCAACGGCGAUCAGGCGGCGAUACGGCAAUUUGCGCAGCGAAACGAGUUCGAGUGGAACUUCAUUCCACCACACGCCCCGCAUUUUGGGGGUUUAUGGGAAGCGGCGGUGAAAUCGGCAAAAUUUCAUAUGUAUCGCGUGGUCGGUAACGCCAAUCUCACGUUCGAGGAGAUGGAGACCGUUUUAUGUGAAAUCGAGGCCGUACUGAACUCGCGACCGUUGACACCUCUCAGCGAGGACGCCAACGAUCUUACUUGUUUGACUCCGGGUCAUUGUUUGGUUGGUGCAGCGCUAAACAGCUUCCCAGUUACAGAUUUAACAGCCGAGAAUCCAGGACGGCUACUGCGCUGGCAGCGAGUGGAGCAAAUGCGCCAGCAUUUCUGGAGGCGAUGGAGCACCGAGUACAUACACACCCUCAUCGAAAGGAGGAAGUGGAGGGCGAACCAAGGUGAGCAAUUGAAAAUUGGCCAGCUCGUACUAAUCCAACAGCCGAGACUGGGGCCGUUGCAAUGGCUUCUAGGCCGAGUAGCGCAAAUACAUCCGGGCGCAGAUGGUAUCGUUCGUACGGCUACGUUGCGGACUGGACAAGGACAGCUCACGAGGCCGUUGACAAGGCUUGCAGUACUUCCCAUCGGAGACGCCGACUAA